Molecule: messenger RNA, 1101 nt
Organism: Cygnus olor (mute swan)
Lineage: Eukaryota; Metazoa; Chordata; Aves; Anseriformes; Anatidae
Product: translation initiation factor IF-2-like
Exons: 2
Coding region: 1-1068 (355 amino acids)
Source: RefSeq, a predicted model, not a curated record
AUGUACACAGAGCAGCCCGCGGGGACAGCCGGGCCUCCCCGUGGUCUCCCGAGCACCGGGGGUUGCUUCGAGGCCUGCGGGGCGGCUCGACGCCCGCGGCAGGAGCAGCGCGGGGAGAAGCCAGGCGCCUCGAGCACCGCACGCACCCGUCACAGCCACGCCGCGGGGCGGGGACCCCUCUGCCUGCGCUGCGGGGACCGGCAGCGACCUGGGGGGGCAGCAGCCACCAGCCCUCGGCCCCGGCGCUGCCCCUGCUGCCACCCCUCGCGUUGGAUCCCGCGUUGGUCCCGUGGCUGCUGCUCCCGGGUCCUCGCCUGCUCCAGCCCUUCCCCGCCACGGCGCUGGGAGCGCCGUCCUGUCCCGGCAGCCCCCCCGCGGGGUCCUGCUCCCCCUGCCCCUUCCACAUCCCCGCUCUGUUGCUGCGCUUGCUGGAAGGUGCCGGAAGGUGCUGGGGCGCUGCGGCCCCUCGUGCUGCCCUGCCCUGCGGGCGGGGGAAGAGCUCUGCCCCCUCGCCUGCCUCCGUCCUGGCCCGAAUCCGACAGCAAAGCGAAGAGCGGGGCCGCGGAGCGAGCGUGGGGAGGGAUGGACACGGGGGGGGGGGGGGGGGGACAAGGGAGGCCAUGCAGUGCCACACAGCAACCCCGAGCGGCGCAGAGGGAGAGGAGGGAGGAGGAGGAGGAGGAGGAGGAGGAGGAGGAGGAGGAGGAGCAGAGGAGGAGAAGGCCCCUUCCCCCCGGCACAGCCCUGGGCCUGGUGCACCAUCCUCAGCACCCGCGGGGCGGCCUCAGCUCCCAGCAGCUGCCCCCCAGGGGGGAGCAGGGGGCUGGCGGGCAAGCUCGGAGCCCCUCGCCCUCGGCUUCAGCCUCAGCCUCCUCCUCCUCCCGGCGGGCAGGAGCCCUCCUGCAGCGCCGGGCGAGGAGGGGACGGGGAGGGACGCUGCGGGGACGGCAAAGCUCAGCUCUGUGCCCCCCCCCGGCUGCUGCAGCGGGGCAGGGCUGGGGCGCAGGAGCGGAGCACGCCGCAGGCCGGAGCCCAGACCCUCGCUCUGGCUGGGGAACCUUACCUUAGUGACACAUCUACACACAUGCACGCACUCACACA